ACCAAACGCACCGUUUUAUCACUUUUUUUAAGGGGGAGAAUAGAAGUACCCGGAGAUUGGAGUUGCAGACGAUAGAAGUGCCGAAGUCGACAACUCCACCAUGGAUCCGUCGCAGACGCAGACCUCAUCUUUGCAGCGACUUCAAGAUGUGGAAAAGAAAAUAGUUAGGGUUUUGGAGCUGGCAGGAGGAGUGAUGGAUGAGCUGGCCAGUCCCACAGGUCCUCGAAAAGAAUUCAUCAACAACCAUUGCAGUGAGUUCAUGCAUAUGAUCAAGGGCAUCCAGUCUACUCUGCGCGAUGAAAUCAAGAGUGCAUGCGAGUACCGUCCAUUUGAGAAGUGUGAUUACAGUUGUAGAAUUUCCAAUGAAAUCUGUUCUAAGAAAUUGGAGCAUGUGCUUGCGCAAUUGGAUGCCAUGAAACAAGCAAUUGAUCAAUAUCAUGAUGCCAUUUGAAGAAGUAGAAGGAGAUGCAAUUGUUUUUACAAAUUUCAGCAGGUAAUUUGACUCUGUGGAGCUGACUAUUUUUGAUCCAGAACCUUCUUUUUGGAGAUUGCUCGAGGUCAUUGGAUCCCGAAUUUUGAUAUAAGAUCAUCAUCUAUCUUUCUUUUUGGACUUCGUCUAAAAGUAACCUCUUGCUCAAUUUUUCUUACGCUGUGUUUGUUCCAUUACAAUAUUAAAUUAAAUUUCAUAUUUUGUAUAUUUAGUUUGAAUUCAAUUCUAGAACUCGAAUGAAUUUCAAUUAUGAAAUGAUGCAAAACAUGAUUAUGUGGGAUUCAACUGAAUUUUAAAUUUUAAGUUAUAUUAUAUC
Molecule: messenger RNA, 806 nt
Organism: Manihot esculenta (cassava)
Lineage: Eukaryota; Viridiplantae; Streptophyta; Magnoliopsida; Malpighiales; Euphorbiaceae
Product: mediator of RNA polymerase II transcription subunit 11
Exons: 3
Coding region: 101-451 (116 amino acids)
Biological process (GO): regulation of transcription by RNA polymerase II
Cellular component (GO): mediator complex
Molecular function (GO): transcription coregulator activity
Source: RefSeq, a predicted model, not a curated record